AUGUCCUGGCAGCGGGAACCUCUGUCUCCUAGCAGCCCCAGGCCCAGACGAGCUGCUGGCUGGCACUCGCAAGCUCAGGCAGCUCAGAGUCCUCUGGCAGAAUAUCCAGAGCAAGAUCACCACCACCACCACCACCGCCGACCUCAUCGCGACCCGUCCCACGGUCACAACAGCCAGCCUCACUACGAGGAACCCUACCUCGAACCUGGAGAGAUACCAGACCAUCACUACAACCGUGACAGGCGAUUUGCGAAUUCUCCGCUUCCUGAUACGCAUCAGCAUCCUCACGACCGCAACACAUUUCGGCCUCCUUCACCUCGCCCUCAGCCGCGAUUACUUAGUCAGGAACAGCUCUUCGCUCAGUCCCGUGGCUUGCCCGUUGUAACACACCCUCAGUCAUCUCUGCCUUCUCAUCGUGGCUUCGAUCUGGACCAACAGGGCCCCUACGAGCAACGCAAUCGCGGCAGGGAGUUGUUCCCAACUGCGGACAUGGAUCGAGAUUCUAGAAGUCGGAGGUACGAUGACGGAGAAGUCACUAGAUAUGGCGCUGGGGAAUCGUAUCGACCCUUUAACGGAGGCGCCCGCUCACCACCUCCACCGCGAGGCGCACGCUCACCACCUCCUCCGCGCCGUGCUAGAAGCCCUGUCAGAGAGCGUCGUAGCCCACCGCCUCUAGACAGCGAUCGCUAUAUCCCAAACAACGCAGCACGACGACGCUCGCGCAGUCUAGACCGCGGAGAUCGCUACAGACGUGAGCCAUCGCGGGACAGACGAGACCUACGGGACAUCAGAGACACAAGAGACGCGAGAGAUACAAGAGACACUAGCGGCGAUAGCUGGAGAGCCGGCGACAGAAGUGGCAGUCUGCGCAGAAGCCCCCCGCGACGUGCCUCCCCUCCGCGACGACCCUCUCCUCCGCGACGAUCCUCCCCUCCUCGGCGUAGUCCGCCCAGGAGAGGUUCGCCGCCGCGUAGGUUCCCCGCGAGACGAGACGACAUUGCGGAGCGGGAUGAGAAUCUGAAUCUGAGACGGGAUGAUAACAGAGAUCGCAUGCGAUCUCCUCGAAGAGGCUUCGAGUCAAGGUUCUGCCCACCACCCCAGACAGACAACCCGAACCUCAUUCCCCUAACAAAUCUACCCUACAGGCGAAGAUCCAGAUCUCCGUUCGACAGAGAUCGUGGUGGUCGAGACGGAUCGCCUCCCCGGCGUUCACCGUUGCCGGUCCAGCGGCCCAAUGCGUACAGAGGCCGCUCUCGCAGCACCGAACGGCGCGAAAAUGAUCGCUAUGUGUCGGCGUAUCCCAGACGCCCCUCACCUCCUCGUGACUCUGCCAUGUCAUCUGCAAUCCAUUCCGGCAACACGUCCAGGAGGUCCUCACCUCACCCUAUGCCUCCUCGACGAGAUGAUCGCUCACGCCCGCAAUCCCCUAUUCCCUCCAGACCGCUAUCGAGAUCUUCAUUUGGUGGUCCUGUCAGGGACAGAAGCCCCCAGAGAGCACCGCAGGAGCCCCUGUCAACGCAUCAGCGUUCUCCUCCGCGUGGUCCUGCUGCUCUUCGCGCCCCUCCGACAGGACCGCGAGACGCCCGCAGCUAUGGAGGUCAGUCUGCUGCUGCGAUAGGUCCGCCUGCCAGACCAGCUCCUCUGCCUGCUGCGGUCCCGAGUCGCCAAGACGUGACCAGCCCUGGAGUCCCGCCCUCAGGACCUCGAGGCUACGUCGCCCCCCGUGGAGGUGGUUUCAGUCGCGGUGGACGUACAGCAUCAGGUUGGGGCAAUCCUAUCCAGAGCCGCAACCUACCACCUGCUGCAGGUCCUGCCUCGGCAGCAGCGACCACUGGCGCAAACAACAUUCCUACAGGCCCUCGAGGCAGUGUAAGCUCUCAGUCGGUGCCUUCCACACCUGUCGGCCACUCAAAGCCUUUCAAUCCACCCAAGGGUCCUGCCGCCGGAAGCAACCGACCGAGCUUGGGUCAACUUCUCCUAUCCCAGGGGCCGCAACUCAUCCCGGGCGGCCAGAUAGAUCCGGCCUACUUACCGAUGACUACAGGUGUUCUGCCUGAACUUCUACCUCACUAUCAGCAACUGCAGGAGGAAGAGGAAGUAAUUCGGAAGCAGAAAUACGUCAUGGAGGAGAAGUUGCGCCACAACCUUGCCUCCUGGGACAAGGGUCAGCGCGAGCUCAAGGUGCUAAAACUGCGCACCGACCUCGCUGAGGCUACUCUCAAGAAAUCUGUCGGCGAUGAUAUUAAUGGUACUGGGUUUUAG
Messenger RNA from Anthostomella pinea, 2262 nucleotides. The record is from the annotation of a GenBank genome assembly. NCBI's taxonomy places the organism in Eukaryota, Fungi, Ascomycota, Sordariomycetes, Xylariales, Xylariaceae.